UAUAAACCUCAGGCGCUGGGUUGGGCUGUCCGGAGGAAGGGGUCCUUUUCCCUUAGCGGAUGAAGGAUUUUAGCCCGUUACUUGGUAAAGAUGGCAGCUAACAACGCAGUGCUGAACAGGCUGGAGCAGAAGGGUGCAGAGGCUGAUCAAGUUAUUGAAUACCUCAAGCAACAAGUUGCUCUGCUCAAGGAGAAAGCUAUCUUGCAGGCAUCUCUCAGAGAAGAGAAGAAACUCCGUGUGGAAAAUGCUAAACUGAAGAAAGAAAUUGAGGGGCUCAAACAGGAGCUGAUUCAGGCAGAAAUUCGAAAUGGAGUAAAACAGAUUGCAGUUCCUCCUGGCACAACAGCUACGUUUCCAGAUGCUGUUCCACAGCCUACAGCAGUUGCAUCAUCUCCUGGUUCCAAAGAUCAAGUGAAAGGUGAAGAUGAAGAAAAGAAAAAGAAUGAAAAAGUAGGAAAAAAAGGUGAGAAGAAGGAGAAGAAACAGCAGCCAGCUGCUGGAAGUAGUGAUGAAAAACCUAUAGAUGUUUCUCGUCUGGAUCUUCGUGUUGGCUGCAUUAUUACUGCCAAAAAGCAUCCAGAUGCUGACACACUCUAUGUUGAAGAAGUGGAUGUUGGUGAAGGAAGCCCAAGGACUGUUGUCAGUGGUUUAGUGAAACACGUUCCUCUGGAUCAGAUGCAGAACCGGAUGGCAAUACUACUCUGUAACUUGAAGCCUGCAAAGAUGAGAGGAGUAGUGUCUCAGGCUAUGGUGAUGUGUGCCAGUUCCCCAGAGAAAGUGGAAAUUUUGGCUCCCCCAUCUGGGGCAGUGCCUGGGGACAGAAUCGUGUUUGAAGGUUUUCCUGGAGAUCCUGAGAAGGAACUUAAUCCCAAGAAGAAGAUUUGGGAGCAAAUCCAACCUGAUCUGCAUACCAAUGACCAAUGUGUUGCUACUUACAAAGGAGUUCCAUUUGAAGUGAAAGGAAAAGGAGUCUGCAGGGCAGAGACCAUGGCAAACAGCGGAAUUAAAUAAAUUAAUGGUUGUUAUAAGCUUUUUCAUAUGUUGAAAUGGAAAGUAAUGCCAGCACAAUAAAGAAACAUACUACCCCUCUGAAAUGCAUGACUAAUACCUCUUCUGUUUGACUCUUCCUCCAGAGGUACAGAAUGUGUUGUCUCAAGUACUUUCAUUCAUUCACCUUGCUUGCUGUCCUUCAAACUAAGUGUUGUCAACAGUCAUUAGCCACUCAGUGUGCAAGACUGGAUUGCCAAGGCUUGCUCAUGGUAGAACUACAGGCAGACAAGUAUUUUCUGGACAAAUGAAAGAUUUAGAGGAUCUAUAGAGCAGGAGUACCUCAAUAAGGAAAAAAUUCUACCAUAUUCCUUGAGUGCUAACUACAUUUCAAGAGAUACAGGACUAACAGUUGGCAGUGAAGGCCACAAUUGUCUUCAUUCUUCUAGUCACCUUUUAAUAGUAUUUCCUCCUCCCAAGCAUUUUUUUGUUGUUGUUGGCUGUGUUUUCUCAGUAGUCUGCAGAAAUCUGUAAUGGGAAGAUUAAACUAUGAUCCUUUAUGCCCUGCAUGUACAAAUGGGCAUCCUUUCAUGUUCCACAGUUAAGUUUCUAUAAUGCCAAUAAGGUUGACACUGUCACUUCACUAACAUAGUUCCAUCUAGUCCACCUAGAUAAUUCCUUCCAGAUGGUAGCUAGGACUAAGGAUGAAAAGCAGAUAGAUGACAAGAGUUAAUUUAUUUUAUUUU
Dryobates pubescens (Downy woodpecker) is the source of this 1733-nucleotide messenger RNA. It is a transcript of the gene AIMP1, whose product is annotated as aminoacyl tRNA synthetase complex interacting multifunctional protein 1. The record is from RefSeq and is a predicted model, not a curated record. The coding region runs from base 91 to 1011 and encodes 306 amino acids. Lineage: Eukaryota; Metazoa; Chordata; Aves; Piciformes; Picidae. Gene Ontology annotation, molecular function: tRNA binding. The transcript has 7 exons.